Molecule: messenger RNA, 471 nt
Organism: Cyanidioschyzon merolae strain 10D
Lineage: Eukaryota; Rhodophyta; Bangiophyceae; Cyanidiales; Cyanidiaceae
Exons: 1
Coding region: 1-471 (156 amino acids)
Source: RefSeq, a predicted model, not a curated record
AUGGCCACAGGCACGACAGGCGCAAGAGUGCUCUCCAUGGCCUCCAUUCUGCGUCACAGAGCGUCGUUACCAACGCGAGCGAUCGCUCGGGUGCUGCUCGAAGCCGACGGAGGUCCGAUCGAGCACAACGCGCUGUGGAAGCUCGCCCGACGAGUGAAGCGUCUGGAAACGAAGGGUAACCCGGUUCACGCUACCCAAGACUCAGCGGCAACUGUCGAGGCGUCACCGGCACUCGCGGACAACGUGCGCACGACGACUCCUGCAACGCCGGUGCUCCGCAGUAAGACGCACUUUAAGAAAGUACUUUAUCAGAUGAAGCGCAUGCAGACUGUGGAAGUGCGUGCCGAACCUUUGACGGAAGCAAGGGAGUCAACAACUCGUCGUCAAUUUCUUGUUCGGCUGACUGACAAGGGCCUUCGAAAGUACACGCAAGAACUCGAUACCUUAUACAAGAACCAAAUCCUAGAGUAA